UCAUGAUCAGGUGAAAGUAUUGACCUCUCAAUAUUGCAAGGUUGAUGUAACACUUGAACAGUUCACACAAUUUUCAGUCUACCUAAUCAAGGUGCUGUUAAAAGCUCUAUUAUUAUGGAGAGUAUUCGAUACGUGAAAUUUUACAUAUCAAACACAGACCCUGUACGGCGUUUCGACGGGUUUUAAAUACCAAAGAAAAAUGAAUGUAAGAGGAUUUGAGCAAUGUAGACUUUAUCGAGAUGAGAACUUUAUGAAAGAAAAUAACUGUGUAGUUGAACAGGUUCUUUCGAAGUGAAAGGGCUGUCGGGCAGUCGUGUAUACGAGGGGACUCUGGAUGUUCAUUGAAAGUGUAUAUUGAGUAUGUUACACGGUGAUAUGGAUUUCUGAAACUUUAUUAAUGUCUGCUCUGUCUAAGGGAUUUAAAGAAGAUUUAUAUAUUCACAUAUCUUUAAUAUGGCAUAUUCAUGUCAAAUAUAGUCGAAAAAGGCAAACUGUCGCCAGGGAAGACGUAGAAGAGUAACUUUAUAAAGAGAUACAGGCUGGACAGCAUUUAUCAAAAUGGUUCUCAGAGAGGAAACGGUUAUUGAAGUGAAAUCUUUGGUGAAUCAGAUGGAGAGGACAGGAGAUGUGAACCAAGUCAAGGAAGUGCUGGGGUCGGAGACGAUAAAGAACAGGUCACAGGAAAUGUCUAGAACCUCUAGCCGAUCAUCCAGAUCUUCUGGCGUGGACAGAGUCAACGCCUGCAUGGCCAAUAAUCUCUUCCAUUCGGCAGUCAAGGGAAGAUUCAGAAAAGUAAAGCUGAUUCUUGAUGGGGGAUACAAAAUUAACAGCAGGAAUAAUUACGGUUACAGUGUUCUUGUUGGUGCCCUUCACAUAGACUGCGACGAAAAACGUAGAAAAAUGUUUCGCUAUCUGAUAUCAAAAGGAGCAGAUCCCAAGCAUAAAGACGGAAAACACAAAAGGUCCCUACUCUCGUGGGCUGCUAUUCUAGGUCGUGGAGAACAGGUCGAGCUGUUGCUAGAGAUACUGAACGGUGACCAUGACCUCUCUGAUAAGGAUACGGAAGGAAUGACUGUCCUACAUCACGCCACUCAAGGUGGUCACGUCACAAUAGUUAGAAGACUAGUGGAAGAAUUUCGUCGUUUUCGGUUGUCUGUUGACGUUUCUGACAAUUUAGGACUUACACCUUACCUUCAUGCCAAAAGACUAGGAUACAAAGAGAUAACUGAUAUUCUCCUGAAGGAGGGCAGGGCCUGCCCAGGUCAGUCGGAUAGUUACACCUUCAGGAGUGCUGAUGAGUGGUCCGAAAUCGGACAAUCAAUGAAGGAGAAACAAUAUAAUAUGAGACGGAAAUCUAACUACGAGCGAGCUGCUAUUCUAGGUAGCAGCAGGUUGCUGAGGCUACAUCACAAUUUUUACGAAACACCCAUCAUACAUGUAUCCGCCCCAGUGGCAGAAGCAGUCACAGAAGAUGAUAACAAAACAACUUAUUUUGUCGUGAAAAAGGACCCACCUUUGCGCUUACAGCCGCAGCAAAUAAGAGGAAAUCAUACUGCACCGCCAUUUUCUAAAUCUGAACCCACUAAAGCUUUUAGAUCACACCCUCAGAGUCUACAGGAAAUGCCACAAGAAACCCCCAGAAUGCAUCCUAAUCAAACUUUAUCAUUGCUUUCUUUAACCCCAGGAGCAAGGAUAAAAGAGCCAGAAAAGUUCCACAAAAGUCAACCCGAUUUAUCGAAGGUCGAAACGAAACAAACCAAACAUGGUCAUAACGUUACCAUUGGAUCUUUUAUGAAAGUUCUAGCAGAGCAAAAUACUUCAUCAUACCGACCCACUAUAGUAGAAAGUCCGCAGAACUUGGAAAUGCCGCGUAUGCGCACGAAGAAAGAUUCCACGUUUGCCAGCAUAUUUGGAAAGAAAAGAGGAAAUGAGAAAAACCAUGGAAGAAAGAAGAGAUGUUCCGCAAAAACAGGAAUAUCCACCGGAAGCAAGAAGGCAAUACGGACUUAAUCACAUUCACGGUGAUUCACCCAUUAAUGGCAUUCUGUAAGGACAUCAAAUAUUGCAUCCACCUUCAAGAAAAUAUUUUUCUCAAAAUCUCCAAAUUCCUUAAAUACAGAAUGUUUAAGCUUGUUACCUAAAAUCGGAUAAAUAUGUAUUUGAACAGUUAUGAAUAUAAAUCUGUUUUGAAGUCAUGUGCCUAACUAAUACAAUGUUUUAUUUUUUAUUAAUGUAAAUUUAUUUAAAAAGUCUA
This is a messenger RNA of Saccostrea cuccullata (small rock oyster), 2254 nucleotides long. RefSeq lists its product as uncharacterized. Lineage: Eukaryota; Metazoa; Mollusca; Bivalvia; Ostreida; Ostreidae. The transcript has a single exon. The record is from RefSeq and is a predicted model, not a curated record. The coding region runs from base 559 to 2010 and encodes 483 amino acids. Gene Ontology annotation, molecular function: protein binding.